UCUGUGAACAGCACAGGUAUGACAACCGAUCUGAGGUGAUGCUGCAGCAGCAGUGCAGACAGUCUGUAAAGAUGAGGCUGAAAACGACGUGAGGGAGGCUGUUUUCCACACUCUGUGCGUGUGGCGGACGAUUUUUCAGGAAGUCAAGAAACCGAAGGCACCAGACGACGUGCUUUUUGCCCGCAUUAACGUAUUUUUUCUCCUAGUAAAACGGGACUUGUAACAGCUUCCUGUCGAUGAUCGUGGAUGUGGAUCGACGCGUCUGCACUAACGAGUUCGCGAUGCUAGCCCGUUAGCUUGCUCUGUAAUGUUUGGUCCUCUAAGAUGUUAUUAAACGAUAUAAUUUCAGAUGUAACGAACGAAACUGUUGCUCCUUGGCUUCGAGUUGUUUUAUAACCAGAUUACAGUAAAGCGAGUCAACUUUAAAAGGUGUUUUUUUUGGCUUUCCGCUGACUUCGUAAGUGGCUACUAGCUAAAAUUAGUCCUGCUAAUUAACGUAAAUGGGGCUUUACAUGGACGGAGGCGCGUUGCACUGAACAUGUUAAUUAUUAACCAAACCGGUUCAGACUAAUAGGAAACAGUAAGGUGAUGUCAAGCUCUUUGCGUGCAUAUGUUGUUUUAAAAGCGGAAAACUUGUGCGCACUGGUAGCUACACAGUUAAAACAUCUCCAGGAAUGGUAUAAAUAAAAGUGCAAUUCGGUUGGGCAGUCUUUCAAACUUUGUAUAAUAGCAAGCGUAAACUAUAUGAGAAUCAGCAUUUGUCUGCUUCAGCAAACUGUCAUCGCCUUGUUCAGCUCUUCCUUGGGUAAAAUGUGCCUCAGUUGGCCCCUAAAGCGCUGUCACAUUCAGGCUUAGCUCAUAACUGUCAACCAUGCGCCUCUCGUCGUUUUUGGCCCUAUUCAGGCCUGCUCUGCCCCUCAUCCUGGGGCUGUCUCUGGGAUGUAGCCUCAGCCUUUUGAUGGUGUCCUGGACACAAGGGGACAUGGACGACCCCUGCAGAGACGAGCUGGCCAAAGGUGGGCUCUUCCUGGGCAGAGGAGAUGCUCAGAGAGGAGGGAGAGAUAGAGCUGGAGAGGAGGACCUUCAGCCACGAAUAGUGCCAUAUCACAAGGACCCAAACAAGCCACACAAGAAAGUCCUCAGAACUCGAUACAUCCACACUGAACUGGGCAUCAGAGAGCGGCUCUUGGCGGGCGUCCUCACCUCUCGGGCCACCCUCAACACGUUAGCCGUGGCGGUGAACCGCACAGUCGCCCAUCACUUCCACCGAACCUUCUUCUUCACGGGCCUACGCAGCCCCAAGGUCCCACACGGCAUGACCGUGAUUGCGCACGGUGACGACCGGCCGGUGUGGCUGAUGUACGAGACCGUGCGACACCUGCACCAACACUACGGCUCAGAGUACGACUGGUUCCUGUUAGCGCAGGAUGACACUUACAUGCAGGCGGAUCGCCUUUCAGAGCUGGUGGGCCACCUUAGUGCGGGUCAGGACCUGUACAUGGGCAGGGCUGAGGAGUUCAUCGGGGGGGAGGAGAAGGCACGCUACUGCCAUGGGGGUUACAGCUACCUCCUGUCCCGCAGCCUUCUGGCCCGUCUGCAGCCGCAUCUCGACACCUGCCGCAACGACAUCCUCAGCGUGAGACCGGAUGAGUGGCUGGGCCGCUGCAUCAUCGACUAUUUGGGUCUGAGCUGCGUGGAGGUGCACCAGGGAAUGACAUAUCGUUACUUUGAGCUGGGGAAAAACGCAGAUCCAGAGCGUGAAGACAGCCUUUCAUUUAAAAAUGCCUUCACAGUUCAUCCUGUUUCGGACCCCAACCUCAUGUACCGUCUACACAAACGCUUCAGCCAAAUAGAGCUUGAAUGGACUUAUCAGCAGAUUCAGGAUCUUCAGAUGCAGAUCAGCAACCUCAGCCACCUGACUCCUGAGGGUAAGGCUGGGGUCACGUGGCCAAUAGGAAUCAACUCCCCCUUUAAACCCAAGACCCGCUUUGAGGUCAUAAACUGGGAUUAUUUCACUGAGGAGCAUAUUUACUCCUGCACAGACGGCUCGCCCAAAUGCGAGAUGAGAGGAGCAGACCGAGCUGAUGUCAGCGCCAUACUGGAGGUCGCCGUGGAACGUCUUAACGAGCACUACCAGCCACAGCUCCGCUUCCGCAAACGCCGUCUGCUUAACGGGUACAGGCGCUUUGAUCCCACGCGCGGUAUGGAGUACAUACUGGACCUGGCGCUGGAGGCUUUCACCCAGAAAGGCCACAGUCAGGUCAUUGCCAAGAGGGUCAACCUGCUCCGACCUCUCAGUGCUGUCGAGAUUAUUCCAAUGCCUUAUGUGACAGAGGCAACACGGGUACAGGUCAUUCUGCCAGUCACUGCCCAGGAUCAGGACUAUGUGGGCAAUUUCCUCGACAUGUACGUAACAAACACCCUGGACACCCACGAUAAUGUUUUAUUGACCUUCCUCUUCAUCUACGAUCCUUUCGACGCCCAGAGAGUGAGCCAGGCUGACGUGUUUGCCGGGGUCAAGUCAAUGAUCGGGGAAGUUGAAAAACGUUAUGGAGACGUGAAGAUUCCCUGGAUCAGCGUGAAGACUGAGGUUCCAUCACAGGUCAAGCUGAUGGACAUUAUUUCUAAGAAGCAUCCUGUUGACACGCUUUUCUUUCUGUCAAGUGUUUGGACCGAGGUCAGCGCAGACUUCCUGAACCGCUGCAGAAUGAACGCCAUCAGCAACUGGCAGGUUUUCUUCCCUGUCCACUUCCAAGAGUACAACCCCGCUGUCAUCUACCGCGACCAGCAGCCGUCCGCCUCCUCCACGUUCGCCUCUGAGUCCCUUCGAGACGGCCACUUCGACCGGCACAUCUUCGACGAGGCCUGCUUUUACAACGCGGACUACAUGAGCGCCCGCACCAAGAUGGCCGCCGACAUUUUAGAGAACGAGGAGCUGAUGGAGAGCAUGGACGUGUACGACAUCUUUGUGCGUUACUCCGGCCUGCAUGUGUUCAGGGCCGUGGAACCGGCGCUGAUCCAGAAAUACGUUCGGCGAGCGUGCAACCCUCGGUUCAGCGAGGACAUCUACCAUCGCUGCGUACUCAGCAACCUGGAGAGUCUAGGGUCUCGAUCGCACCUAGCCAUGGCUCUAUUUGAGCAGGAACAGGCCAACAGCACAUAAAGCCAUGCUUUGGUUUAGGACAGAAAGAUAUAACGUAGAUUAUUGUGGAUUUGAUCCUUUUUUUGGAAGUCUCACGGUACAAAGAUGUCAGGAUCAACCAGUCUGUGAGACAUUACUUAUGUUUAACGGGGACUUUAGUGACUGUAAUCCAUGAACAAAGGCCUUCUUUGUUAGUUAUCAUUGGAACCAUCACUUGAGCCAUAAGUCUUCUUUUGUGAAGAUAUUCAAAUACUGGAAACAGGCUGAAGCCACUGGCUGCCUUUUUCUUUAGGAAAUGUUAUUUUUAUUUGUAAGCGGUAUUUAAGAGAAAUUUUCAUUCAGAAUUGUUUUUUAUUCAUAUUUCUCAGUGUGUAAAAAGUUUUGUUUCAGCCGCAUUACAUAAACGGCAACAGUUUACAGAAUCUGUCAUUUAGAGCAGGAAAAAUGACUACAUGUCUGCGUUUUUCCAGCUUAAUGUAUUUCUAUUGAGGCCGUUGACAUGAAAUUCACAACGGAUGUUGUUAACAACACAAGUAAUUCACACACAUGAAUAGAUCAAAACAAAUAAGUCAAUAAAUAAGGUUACUAUAAAGUCUGCCAGCGCAUGGUGUGUAAUAUUUGCUCUGUUCUGACCAGACUAUAUUCUCCAAGCAUUUUGCUGACUUGUCCAAAUGUUCUAUAACAAACAUCGAGCAAGACUCAACAUGGCUUUUCGUCCGCAGUGGAGACUUGCGCAGUGAUUGUGCAUUGAGACCAUUGUGGUUGAAUGCAUUACCUGGUGUUUUUAUAGGGUGAAAAAACUGUGCCUGCUAGUUUCUUUUCUUUUGAAGCGUUCCACAGGGGGUUUUUUUUAGUUCUUGGACAACUCUUUAUAAAAAUGAUCUUUAUUCCCCUUCUGGAUCAUGUCUGCAACGGAGCUCACGACCAUUCAGAAAACCUCUGUAACUGAUUUCAUCAGUAUGUUUCAGAAAAAGAAGGUUGCAGAGGUCUUGAGUGGUUUCUAUAGGUUGGUAAUAAGAAGGCUGUUUGUUUGCCAUCAUUAAGGAUUAAAGCAUGUGAUUUUAACAGAACGGCUUUCUGUGAUGACAGAUUAACUAUUUUUUCGUCUGUUUAAGCCUUUUUGCAUCUUCUUUUCUAGAUGUGAUAAACGUUUAUUCCCUGUCUUUCAAACUUGUUACAUUGGUUAAAUUCUAGACUUAAAUGUUUUGAUUUCUUUGUGUGGAUACAAACAUUUUGUGUGGAUUUCAUGCCUCAUUAGAAAUCGAUAAUCUGAGACAAAAUGUGUUCAAUACUUAUUUUGUAUUUCUGGACAUGUCUGUCAUCUGCUUGGCUGAGCUGAAGAGUGGUCUGUAUAGUGGAAAUGUUCAAUGAUCAGAUUCAGGAUA
Messenger RNA from Girardinichthys multiradiatus, 4527 nucleotides. RefSeq names its product chondroitin polymerizing factor 2 (gene chpf2). The coding region runs from base 872 to 3163 and encodes 763 amino acids. The record is from RefSeq and is a predicted model, not a curated record. Gene Ontology annotation, molecular function: glucuronosyl-N-acetylgalactosaminyl-proteoglycan 4-beta-N-acetylgalactosaminyltransferase activity. Lineage: Eukaryota; Metazoa; Chordata; Actinopteri; Cyprinodontiformes; Goodeidae. Gene Ontology annotation, cellular component: Golgi cisterna membrane. The transcript has 4 exons.